This is a messenger RNA of Paramormyrops kingsleyae, 1536 nucleotides long. RefSeq names its product ubiquitin-conjugating enzyme E2Nb (gene ube2nb). NCBI's taxonomy places the organism in Eukaryota, Metazoa, Chordata, Actinopteri, Osteoglossiformes, Mormyridae. The record is from RefSeq and is a predicted model, not a curated record.
ACGUCUGCGCACUCGCUGCGAACCGCUGGGAGACAUCUGCGCCUGCGCAGUCGUGGCAAGCGAACCGAGACGCACCGAAGGAGUCACAGCUAAAAAAACCCGCAUUAAGACAAGAUGGCAGGACUGCCCCGCAGGAUCAUUAAGGAGACACAGCGCUUGCUAGCUGAACCUGUCCCCGGGAUCAAAGCGGAGCCCGAUGAAGCGAAUGCCCGCUACUUCCACGUGGUCAUCGCCGGCCCCCAGGAUUCACCCUUUGAAGGAGGGACUUUUAAACUUGAACUUUUUCUACCAGAAGAGUAUCCAAUGGCAGCUCCUAAAGUACGGUUCAUGACCAAAAUAUACCACCCCAACGUAGACAAGCUGGGUCGGAUAUGUCUGGACAUCCUCAAAGAUAAAUGGUCGCCCGCCCUGCAGAUCCGCACCGUGCUGCUAUCUAUCCAGGCAUUACUAAGCGCUCCCAACCCCGAUGAUCCACUAGCUAAUGACGUCGCAGAGCAAUGGAAAACCAACGAAGCUCAGGCCAUAGAGACAGCUCGCACGUGGACCAGACUUUACGCAGGAAACAACAUUGAAGUUUAAAGUCAAACGUGAACACGACCGCCUGUGUUCUGCCAAGACCCCCAUCCUCUUUCGUUUGCAUUUAAAGGACACAGUCUUAGAAAAUUAAUGAAACAAAGAAUAUAUUAAAGGAAAAAAAAACAGACUUAAGACCAUUUGGUGAUUUAAAUGCACAUUAGCAGACGUCUUUGUCCCGAUUCGCUGUUCAUAAGCCUGAGUGGGGGCCCAUCUCUCGUGUGACUGUGACGGGGUGACUGUUUGUACCUGUGGCACCCAAACUGGCCGUUGCGGUCCUGCUUCAGUGUGUGUGUGCGUGUGCUUGGGGGGUGACCGGUGGCUCGCAGUCCCUUCUACCUUUUCUUUUAAUGUCACUGUGGUAUUCCUGGUGUAUGAAACACAGCUAACUUGCCACCGUCUACAUGGUGCCCCUGAUUCUGGAGCUGUCUGUACCUGUAGGUGCUGUAGAGAGAUCAAAGCUUGCCUUUUAAUCACUGCAUCCAGUGUUGAAAUGACUAAAAUAUUCACAAUAAUAAUAAUAAUAAUAACAACAAGGCCUUCCCUUCAUCAUGUUGUUUGCUCUCAAUGUAGACUAAUAUAGGCUUGUUAAUUCUGGAUAGCUGUCUGGGAAAAGGCGAAAAAAAUUGUAAAUCUGAUUUUUAGUGAUUUUUAUUUUUUUUUUGUUGUUGUAUUUGGUCUUGGUAUUAUAGUUUCCUUCCUCGCGUUCUGUGGUUCUGGGUGGAGUCCGGCGGCUGUGGUGCCGCCAGACGCCCCCCCCACCCCCCCGGUUUGUGACCGCCGCCUCUUCUCCCCAUUUUCAUGCCACAAAGAUGGUGUCCUGCUGUCAGUCCGGCAUCCGGCAGCCACAAGCUGCCAGUUGUGAUUCACGGUUCCUGGAGGAGAGAGAGAGAGAGAAAAAAGCUCUGUUAAAAAUGAACUGAUUGUAAAUUCAUUCUUUAUAUUAAAAUGGGAACAAAAUGG